Molecule: messenger RNA, 3068 nt
Organism: Myxozyma melibiosi
Lineage: Eukaryota; Fungi; Ascomycota; Lipomycetes; Lipomycetales; Lipomycetaceae
Product: Frag1/DRAM/Sfk1 family-domain-containing protein
Exons: 9
Coding region: 106-2988 (960 amino acids)
Biological process (GO): fungal-type cell wall organization; GPI anchor biosynthetic process
Cellular component (GO): endoplasmic reticulum
Source: RefSeq, a predicted model, not a curated record
GGUCAACGAUAACCGGCCCCUUUGCUCUCUUCCUCUCUUCUGUUCAUUGUCUUUCAACAGCAAUUCACUUCCAUUCCACAGCCACUCGUUCGUCUCUGUUCUGUCAUGUCGGCUGUUGCUGAGAAGAGGGCAAAGCCCGGGACAGUGAUUGCCUCUGUCAGUGGAAAAUGGGUGUCUUAUGCGCAUACGGUGUUUGCAGGAUAUGCCUUUAUUAGUGCGCUGGUGGUCGGAAUGGCGCUCCAUUUCGAGAAGAUUGUGCGUAAUGAAUACUACGGGUUUCCCGACGAAUGGUUCCCCUCCGUUUCGGCUGCCAUCGGCGAUCGAUACCCCGAACGCAGCAUCUUCCAGCUAUUCAUCGCCGUCACUGCUGGUCCGAGAUUCGCCCUUGUCUUCUUGACCUACCUGCUCUACAACAAACCCGGCUCCUGGGGCCCUCGAGCCCACGUCGCCGUCGGUUUACUCCGCACUCUCACCUGCGGUGGAUGGGUCUACAUCACCUCAACUGACGACCAUGACUGGCACGAUAUCUUCAUGAUUGCGUACAUGCUGCUGACACUCCCAUGGACCGUCGGCGGCAUCCUGCUCUCACGUCCGGGCUCGAAGGCGCUCAAGUACAGAAAGAUCUUUGGUAUCUCGUUCUUUGUCAUGAUUGUCCCGCUCGUGUACUACUUUAUCCAGCAUAAAGUCAACCACGUCGCCGGAGCCUACACGAUCUACGCUUUCUUCGAAUGGUCGCUGAUUUUCUUUGACGUCGCGUUCGAUGCUGCUACUGCGUUUGAUUUCGGCGCGCUGGAGAUCAGAGUCGUAGAUAUGAACGGAAUCACGAAUGGCGCGGUUCCUUCUUCUUCUUCAUCUUCGUCUCGCGGCGUGGAACUUCGCGUGAAAGACACCGGUCUUUUGACCGGAUUCAGCUUCGGCACGCUGUUCACAUUCGCGGUUGACGUGUACAACUCGUUUGUGUUUUGGUCGGUCCUGACCUCGCUCGGCCUUCUGAUCUGGUACUUCCCGCUGUGGUACAUGGGAAUUUCCGGCUACGAAGUCACUUUGCUGUCGACGAUCUCGCCGUUCCUGCUCGGCCUGCCUUUUCUGACGCCUCUAUUUGCGCGCUUCCCGCAGCUGUCGCAGCUCGGCACGGUCGUCGGCAUCGCGGCGUACCUCGUUCCCGGCCCGAGCGACAGACUGCUUACGGUUUCUGCGGCGUGCAUGUUUGCGAGCAUUUCGCUCGCGAUGCAGUUCCACAACGUGACUGCGCGGCCGUUCCUGAGCCUGACGAAAGCGACUGCGUUCUCGAUCGGCUUCAUCGGCUCUGUUCUCGCCAAGUUUGCGUUUUACGCCAACAACCCGAUCUGGCCGAUUAUGCACGACGCCAACGGCGGGUGGAACAAGAGCGGGCUUGUCGUUGGUGUGGUUGCGGCUCUGUUGACGACGCGGCCGCAGCGAGGGUCGAGCGAGGCCGUGUCGGCGAGCAAGCGGGGUAGUUUUAUCUUUGCUAGUUGCGGACUUGCGGGCUUGCUGUUUUCGAUGCACUCGCUGCUUUCGGACUCGAGCACGAUGAUUUACUGGGUGUGGGACGGGUACCCGCUGACUGGGCCUCUUCCUGUUCCGUACGGCGCGGUGACGAUUCUGGCGAUGGUGGUGGGCGCGUACGUGGGAGUGACGGGCAAGAGCAGUACACUUGCGUCGUGGCCUGCGUUUGCGGUCGGCAGUGCGGGCGCGUUUGUGCUGUACAAGUUUGACGGGUGGUUCGGGUACUUUGGCGGACUUGUGCUGGCGACGUACUUGAUUGCGAUUGUGCCGGUGCUGUUUGAGUCUGCGUCGAUUCAUCCGGCGGGGCGGACGUUUGGGGUCGGAUUCUUGCUGUACGAUUUGAUUGUGCUGGGCCAUGUGUGGGUUGUUGCGUACGCGUUUGUGCCGGGUGGCCCGUUGCUGCGCGAGCGGACUGAUAUCUUGGUCACGGUCUCGAUGGCGAUGAUUGGGCUGGGCGUGUAUGGCGCGAAGAAGGCGCAGGCGGUGACGUCCAGCAGCACGGGAGUGUUUGCGCCGGGGAAGAAGACGAAGAGCGUGAGCUUUUUCAAAGUGCGGGCGAUGGCUGCGAUCUUUUUGACGGCGAUUUCGGUGCUGACGGUAGUUGUUGCGUGGCGGCGAACGGAUAAACCCGCGCCGCAGCCGUACCACCCCGAAGAGAAGCUGAUGACUGUCGGGAUCUGGACGAUCCACUUUGGACUCGACAACGACAUGUGGGCGAGCGAGGUGCGGAUGCGGGACGCGAUUGCGGAGCUGGAGCUGGACGUGGUGGGACUGCUUGAGUCGGACACGCAGCGGAUUAUUAUGGGCAACCGGGACGUCACGCAGCAGAUUGCGGAGGACCUGGGGAUGUACGUUGACUUUGGGCCCGGACCGAACCGGCACACGUGGGGCGCGGCGUUGCUGUCCAAGUUCCCGAUUGUGAAGUCGACGCACCAUUUGCUUCCGUCGCCGGUGGGCGAGCUUGCGCCGGCGAUCCACGCGACGCUGGAUGUGUACGGGGAGAUGAUUGACGUUGUUGUGUUUCACAGCGGGCAGGAGGAGGACGUCGAGGACCGGCGGCUGCAGACGGCGGGGGUGAGCGAGAUCAUGGCGAAGAGCGAGAACCCGACGAUUCUGCUGAGUUACCUGGUGACGAAGCCGCUGGAGGGCAAUUACAACACGUACGUGAGCGAGUACACGGGGAUGUCGGACAUUGAUCCGAGCGACUGGGACCGGUGGUGCGAGUACAUUUUGUACAAGAAGAUCAAGCGGGUUGCGUAUGCGCGCGUGAGCAGAGGUACGAUUACCGAUACCGAGAUCCAGACGGGCAAGUUUGUGGUGGGCGUCGAGCCUGCGUCGACGAACGAGCGCGUGCCGGAGGAGCAGGUGGCGGAGGGGUUGAGGUAUCCGGCUGUGUUUAGGGGGGAUGGUGUUCGUGGGCAUCGAUACCAUGUCUUUGACGAGCCGCGAUAUUACGCGUAGUGUUGUUUAUAAGUGUUAGUAAAAUAUGUUAAUAAUAUAUUAGUAAUUAUAUUAUGAAAACAUUAGUAAUUAGAGUACAU